CCUGAUGUCAAUGCCCAGCUGUUGGCAAAUGACCCGCAUCUCCACCAUCCGGCUACUUCGCGUCUAUACACCAGACUCAGUGUUUGACAUCAUACCCGCUCAAAACACGCUGCUUUGCCAGGACAACGUUAAUGUAUGGAGUAGAAUAACUGAAACAGGCGUAAAUAGUCCAGUGGAUGAGAGGGAAUCCUUUCAAAUUGGAUUUUUGUGUCCUUAUUAAGGUCGUGCUGCACUACAGACACAAACGCUUUGCGUUGAGCCGCGCGUGCAUCUCAACCGCGGACGAGGACGGUGGCGUAUUUCCACUGACAGUAUUUCUAAAUAUCUGACGCUUGGGAUGGCCUUUACCAACUCUACCAUGCAGAUAUUAGCCAUGUGAAAGAUCUGGAGGAGCAUAAUGGGGAUGGCUGAGAGGUCGUGUGUGGCGGUGAGCAGCUGAGGUCGGCUGUGAUCUGGGUCUUCUCUUCUGACUGGGAGCAUGUACAGGAGGAAUGGACUUCCUGCCAGCGUCAGCAUCACCUCUCGCCACACACAGGACAGCAGUAGUUCUGAGUCCCUGGAUGGACGGAGCUUGGACUCUGCCAAGAGCUUUGACGCGGUGGUGUUUGACAUGCUCAAAGUGACCCCUGAGGAGUUUGCUAGUCAGAUCACUUUGAUGGAUGCUCCUGUAUUCAAAGCGAUACAGCCUGAGGAGCUGGCGAGCUGUGGUUGGAACAAGAAGGAGAAGCACAGCCUUUCUCCCAACGUUGUGGCCUUCACACGGAGAUUUAACCAGGUCAGUUUCUGGGCAGUGAGGGAGAUAUUGACGGCUCAAACACUGAAAAUUCGAGCAGAAAUAUUGGGCCACUUCAUCAAAAUUGCCAAGAAACUGCUUGAGUUGAAUAACCUGCACUCUCUGGUGUCGGUGGUCUCAGCUCUUCAGAGCGCACCCAUCUUCAGACUGAGCAAGUCCUGGGCGUUGAUCAGUCGAAAGGACAAGGCCACCUUUGAGAAGCUUGACUUUCUGACGUCAAAGGAAGAGAAUUACAACCGUAUGAGAGAGUACACCAGAUCCCUCAAAAUGGCUCCCUGCAUCCCCUACCUAGGAAUAUACCUGUUUGAUAUGACCUACAUUGACUCCGCCUACCCUGCUUCUGACAGCAUCAUCGAGACUGAGCAAAGAACCAAUCAGAUGAACAAUCUACUGCGCAUCAUCUCCGACCUACAGGUGUCCUGUAACUAUGAUCAUUUGGUCAUGUUACCACACGUGCAGAAGUAUUUGAUGUCUGUGCGCUACAUCGAGGAGCUUCAGAAGUUUGUGGAGGAUGACAAUUACACGCUAUCGUUGAAGAUUGAACCUGGGAACAGCUCACCUCGUCUGGUAUCCUCCAAAGAAGACCUUGGAGGUCCAUCAGAAGUGUAUAACCUUAGUCGGUAUAACCGACGACCAACCUGUCCUGAUACAUCAGUGGUUGCCCACCUCCCAACACCACCCCCUGCCCGACACAGAAAGAGCCACAGUCUGGGAAAUAAUAUGAUGUGCCAGUUUGGUGUAGUGGAGAGUAAAAGUGCGACAUUCCCUGCAAAAGAAAAGGCUCGACACCUACUGGACGACAGCUUCUUAGAGUCUCACAGUCCUGUCAGAAACCACACACAUGAUUCAGUAUUUACCAACGGCAUCUCACUGGGCAGUAGAGAGAGCUCUUUUAGUGAUGAAUUAUCAAGUACUGUUGAGAGAGGCCGUAUGUAUGCAACACUUGGUCCAAACUGGCGAGUCCCGAUCUGUAACUCUCCUAGAAGCAGAAGUUAUAUUUAUAGCACCCCAGGGUCCGUAUCCAGCUAUGAAUGCAGUUCUUUGAGCAGCAUAACCAUUGAAGGGCCCCUGCGGAGAAAGACACUUAUGAAGGAGGGUAAAAAGCCAACUCUCUCAUCCUGGAAGCGCUACUGGAUUGUCUUAUCCAGCUCCAUUCUCAUCUAUUUUGGUUCUAAAGCUCUAAGAGCAAAUGAGCGAAGACAUUAUAAAUCCAGGCCAUGUAAAAAGAUCACGCUGACAGGUUGGAUUGUGGCGCUGCCAGAAAACCCUGAACAUCCAAAUAUUUUCCAGCUCACUGAUCCUGAAAGAGGUAAUGUUUACAAGUUCCAGACUGGAUCACGUUUCUCUGCGAUCAUCUGGCACAGACAUCUAGCUGAGGCUUGCAGGAGUACAAGACCGCAGAUACCAGCAAACCUCAUGUCCUUUGAAUAGCUGCUUUUUG
Molecule: messenger RNA, 2234 nt
Organism: Pimephales promelas (fathead minnow)
Lineage: Eukaryota; Metazoa; Chordata; Actinopteri; Cypriniformes; Leuciscidae
Gene: ralgps1
Product: Ral GEF with PH domain and SH3 binding motif 1
Biological process (GO): Ras protein signal transduction
Cellular component (GO): plasma membrane
Molecular function (GO): guanyl-nucleotide exchange factor activity
Source: RefSeq, a predicted model, not a curated record